Messenger RNA from Cladophialophora bantiana CBS 173.52, 1785 nucleotides. RefSeq lists its product as uncharacterized. The record is from RefSeq and is a predicted model, not a curated record. Bases 1 to 1785 code for a protein of 594 amino acids. The transcript has 2 exons. NCBI's taxonomy places the organism in Eukaryota, Fungi, Ascomycota, Eurotiomycetes, Chaetothyriales, Herpotrichiellaceae.
AUGAAUGGGCUUCUUACCCCGUUAAAUCUACAAGCCGAGGGUAAACCACAUGAUGAAUACAAGCAACAGCUUGCUACUGCUGGCGGCGACAGAGAUUACGGCUCAUUUCAAGCACCUGAUGGACUUUUUACCUCGCCUGCUGGCUCUAGCGAUGAGGGCGACGACAGCAACAACAAUCCUGAAGGAAACUUGGAGUCGGACAUGGACCAUCCCUACCUUUGUCCCCACUACUUUGUUCGACAUGAUUCUAACCGUAGUCGCCGCAAUAGACACCGCACUAGAAGAGCAGUCCGACGCAUUUCACAGCUCAGCUUCACGGGUCCUUCCGUAUUGGAUCGUCAACCAGGGAACUACGACCCGCAGAGCAACAGUUCUUGGGAUUACCUAAAUGGUUUGAGUCAACAUGACCCAACGUCUCUUUUCAAUUAUCAAGCACUGGAGGGGAUUGUGGACGCUGUCUUGAUGUCUAUCAUGCACGGCAGACGCCAAAUCUUUCACGAUCUUGUUACUGGAGUUGCGAAGAACACCAUACAGAACCCACCACCAUUCCCGUGCUUCGUCGGUUCAGAGGAAGAGUACAGCUUUUGUAAAGUACAUUAUGACAACGAGGACAUAGAGAAGAUGGCGCGUGCCCACACACCUGACAAUCUGAUCCGGCGAUUUCCAGUUCAAGUUUGGAACUAUUAUCUUAAAAUCAACAACGACUCCGGAAGGCUCGAACGCUUCGAUGGAAUCCUUCACUACCCUCUUCUUUACAUGACGGUAAUUGCCAGAUCAAUACAUCGAGACAUCUUCCUAGCGAAGAUGCUACUCUCAAUCAUGCGCGAAAUGAAUGUGCCGAACCCCAAGGAGUGGACAACAGGGUCCAAGUUCGAGUCUGAUUGUUUUGCCAUAGCCAUCACUGGCCCCCCUGCAGCACCACUUUACCAUGCAGCUUACUUGAGAUGGAACGAGCUGGCUGUCCUAUUGAUGGAACACGGUUCAACACCCCAAGGGCGAUGCUGGGAGUACCCGGGUGGAUGCAACACCAUAUUAGGCCAGCUCUAUGCGGACACCAAUGGAGCGAGCAGUGAAGUUCGAAAUCUACUCAGGACAGCUUCCAGUCUCCGCAUUGAUCGUAUCAUUACCUUGAACGAUAUCUCCACGCUCCUGCGCUCAUAUCCAAGCGUCGAAGGUCUGAUCCAGUGGAAAAAAGGUGUCCUCAACUGGAAUAAUUACUACCAGUCUCCUCCAGUUCACUACAUUCAACUGUGGGAUGCAAUUAGAGAAGCCAAUGCUCCACAGCGUCAGAAGGUCUGUACGGGCUGUCCACCACGGUCGUUUCUCGUCAUUAAUGCGGUGCGGCGUCGCGACAUAGUGGCGCUUCAGCACUUACUAGAUUUUGGACUGAAUGUAAAUGAGAAAGUCGAACCUAUUGGUUUCACUCCAAGAGCCACGGCUCUUGACAUAGUGAGCUGGACAGCAACAGUCAAGCGACUUCGAUGCUGCGACAGCGGACUCGAACUCAGGGAACACGACCGGCGGAUCGCGGAAUUUCUACUUUCCCGUGGGGCCAUUCGGGGACCUAAUUAUAUGUUCGAGUACUUGCUCGUUAUUACUAUCUUGCAAUGCGUCGUCCUACCUAUCUCACUGCCAGUCUUGCUAUGCUUUCUCAUCUCCUUGUGCGGGUCGAAAGCCGUGAAUCUCAUAAGUCAGUCUUGGAGCAUACGAGACGCAGUCUUAGAGGACGAGCCUGGAGGUCACUUAAUCUAUAAUUUGGACACCAUUCUGUACACAUUCGGGUGA